GUUCUUCAAUAUCUCACAAGUUACAGCUUGACACAUCUGUAAACUGGCCGUGCGAACUUGAGAACUGAAAAGACACAGAUAGCUAACAGGGGAACAGAGACUCCCCCCUCUGGAGAACGAGUCCCUUCAGAUGGAGGAGGGAGGAAACCGCCACAGUGCCUCUGGAUCUCAGGUGGAAACCAAGGAAACAGAGGAUGUCGCAACUAAAAGAGCCCGAAAAAGAAAUGAGGAUCAAAGACCAGGUGAUCUCAGCAGGAAAGUUCAAGACAAGGAGAGGAAGAAAAAGAGAAAUGAAAGAAGAAGAAAAAAUAAAGCCUCAAACUUAAAAGGAGGUGCAGGUGUCAAAAGUGACAACACAGAGAAGGACAAGAUGGAGGCUGUGGAGACAACAAGCAGCCAAACACAGGAAGGUGCAUCUUUAGAAACACAACAUGUGGAGACCCAAACUGAAGUCAGUGAGAAGUCAGAAGAAGGUGGAACGCAACACCACAAAGAUGCUAAAAUGGACGACAGCACUGAAAAGACUCAACAUGGCCAAACUCAGCCACAAGACGACAGUAACGGGAAUCCGCUAGUGCAAGAUGACCAAAAAGCUUCAGUCCCGUCGGAAAACAAAGCUGCAGAGAAGAAGCAAAAACAAGAACAACACACGCCAGAUACCCAGCAGCAGGACGGCAGCUCUGCUGAAAAUAAUAAUCCAGAUAAAAAGUCAUCAGAGGAAGAUUUGAAGCAGGAAGAGAAACUUAAUGAAGAAUCUAAAUCUAAAGAGGAGAAUCCCUCUGCAGGGGUCUCAGGUGAUCCCACAGACUCACAAGUCAAACCGACGUCUUACGCCACAGCUGUGUCUGGAGAGGCGAAGAGUGAGAAACAAUCCACGAUGUCGGCCGCCAAAAUAGCAGAUAAAACUACAAAAGCUUCCGAAAGCAAACGUGAUCGAAGCCCAGUGAGACCUCCACCUUCUGUUCCCAUGUUCACCUUUCACAUCUACGCUGUUCUGGACAAGAGGUUUAGAUUUGACCAAGAACACGACAAGCUUGUGUUGUAUUGUGGAGAAGAAUAUUUCCACCUUGAUGUGACACAGUUUGUUGGCCAAAAGCAGGGAGGCUACCUGGUAGAAGCAAGUUUUUCCAUUGAAGACAGCUACUUGAAGAGAGGUGCCUGGAUUUCCUAUUGGUAUGGUGUAAAACAACGAAACAAAGAAAUAUCAGGAAGUGCCGAAAGGCGAUUUCUUAGUCCAUCGGAUUCCAACAUUAAAGAGUUGCACCUUUAUGAAGGCUUCAUUAGUCGUCAGGAAGGUGGUUCUGCGAUGCAAAGUAUUUUGCACAUGGUCGGCUUCAGGACACCAAAAGGUGUGGAGAUUUCAGACGCCUGGGAGGCCUCAGCGAGAACUCUGCUGAACAGAAUCUUCCAGAAAUGGUCCCCGUCCGACAAACAGAGCACUACAAGCCUGUGUGAGCACUUGUGGCACUAUAUGAAGAGUCUCGGUUCUGCGCACACAACUGCUCUAUACCCAGACCAUUCACGACCUCCCAUGGUCAAGGUAUCAGAGCUCAUUUCAGAGACUUUGAUUCAGAUAUUAAGAGGAGAGCCGAAGGAGAAAUUACCGAGUGGCUGCAGGGACACCAGUCCUCUUCUUCUGGGCUUGUCUGUUUUCGUGGUUACCAAUAACUGUAAGAUCAACCUUGGAGUGAGAGGCUGGGCUGAGCUUUGUCGCCUGGUGUCCUCAGAGACUGCAAUGGACGAAAAAAACCUGGAGGGGUUGCGCAGUCAUUUCCAAAGUCUACCAUUCAUUGUUUUGGGUUUGAUGAACGUCUGUGCGCAGCAUACGGUGUUUGAGCUCGUCCUGCUCGUUCCUCUGCUGUUCAGACUCAGACAGCCAGGAGCCGACGCAACAAAAGUGGGUCCAACUGUUGAAGAAGAGAACUGGUCAGGACUUCAGCAUGUCCACUUCAGCAGGUUCAGAGAGAACAUACAGUGCCACCCUGAAAAAAGACAGAGAAUGAUGAGUUUGAUCAAGACACUCUUACCUAUGGCUAAAGAGAUGCCUCUGCUUCUGAUGGGCUGGUUAUCUCUGGUCGCGUUUGAGGAUCUUCCUGAAUUCUCAGACCUGACAGGGAUCCAUGCAGAGCACCUAAUCCAGAGUCUGUUGUACAGGCUCCGAAAAUGUGGAGAGCUGCGGGAUAACAACAGAGUACAGGAGAGUGUAAAGCAUACUCACAAAACACUGACCCAUAUACUGCUGAAGGUGGACAAAGAGAAGGACAGAAUGAUUGAAUGUGGAAAUAUGAAGCAAGUCUUCACGAGCAGCAUCAAUGUGGCGAAGGCCACGUGCACAAUUGCACGACUCGUGCAGUGUUACGAGGCUGCGGUCCUGUCCUACCAGCUAGUGUUGAGGAUGGCAGAGAUUUCAGAUGUUGCACUGAGAAAAGAGUCCUCAGAUGAUGGGUUUGACGCCUUAAAGCAGCAGUUGUUGCAGAGGCUACAUGCUGUGCAGCAGGGAAUCAGUGAAUGGAGAGAUGAACUGCUGCAAAGACCCCUUCUGGCAGCAUCGAAAUCACUCACAUAUCCAAAGGAAAUUGAGAUGUGGGACGCGCUGCUAAAGGUCAAAUGCUCUAUUGAAGAAGUUUCCUCUCAGUGGCAGCAGAGCCUGAAAAAAGACCUGAAGAAGAGGAUAUCCAAGGCCGAUGAUGAUGAUAAAGUACUGGUCUGCUGCAUUGAGUCAUCCUCGGCAGCCAUAAAGAAAAGCCACAAGGAUGUUCAGACCUGUUUCAACGAGCUGCGUCAGUCUGCUAUCAAGACAAUCUGCCAGAGGGGGAAGGAAGGGGACCUGAUGCGGACUCUGACCUCUAAAGUGAAGGAUCUCCCUGAUGUCGUCGUGUCCGCUGUUGUUGUCGCGUCAGCAGCUCGAUUCGGUGACAACACUGUAAUCCAGCUGCUUGAUCCACAAUCUGCCAUCAACCACCUACUGUCUCAUGGAGACUGGAAGUCAAUCCAGGUGGACGAUGCUGCAGCGGAGGUCGUCAACAGAUGUGUGACUGCGCUGAAAUCUCUGGUGGCGUCUCUGCUUCAAGGAGACGUUCCCCUGGGACACCUGCAGACCUGCCUGAAACAUAGAGACCAGUUUAAGAGACUUUAUCAGCAGUACAAGAAAAACAACAAAUCUGAGUCCGUUCCUGUCGAUGCGGAGGCUGUCCUGGCUCAGAGAGAGAAGGAUUCAAACUCUUUCAUGCAGCGGAAACAACAGAUGGACACACUGAUAAAGAUGAUAGCAAAGGUUACAGAAAGCAUCACAGUUCCUGAGAUGUCAAUCCUCGAGCAGCAGCACAGUGCAGACCUGCAGACUGUGAGCCUGAACAAACUGGUGCUCGUUCAGUCCUUUGAUAAUGAUGGGAAGUUGAGGAAGUCAGGUCCUCCCCAGGUCCUCUGGUAUAACACCAGUAUGAAUGUCUUGAAAAUGGCCAGUGAGAUGCACAAGCUGCAGCACAGCAACCUGAUUCUGUCCUCCUGGGUCAAGAGGACUGGAGAUUUGGCAUCAGCGAGGCAACCCUGCUCAUCUCCUGUUCCUGUAACCCUACCAUACAUCUGCAACAACAUCUGGGAUCCACUGCUGGCAGAGUUCUCUCAUAUUGGUGUCAGCAUUGCAAAUGCAGAAAUCACUUUCAGGCAGCUCGAUCAGGUUGUGUUGGAGUCGGGUGACCAGGGAGAUGGGAACCUGAUGAAGAGGGAGUUGAGUCUGAUGUCAGAGAUGUUGGGAGGGUUCAGACCUGAGGAGAACUGGGUCGAGCUGAGACUUGCUCAGAUCCGGGAGUAUCGACAGCUCCACGAGGCAGCGGCUGCAGCCAGCGCCAUGCUGAAGAUCGCUGAAAAGAUGGAGCUCUCUGGGAACUUCACAGAAAUUGACACUCUCAGCCAAGUGGAAGAAGAAAGAUUCAAGCAGAGGAACCUGGGGUCCCUUACUGAAGACCUGUUACAUGCCAAACAACAACUCUCCACAGUCACCAAGCAAAACACUUCCUGUCUAGAAGAGUUUCUAGUGAGCCAAACUCUCGUCAACUGGGUCAAAGAGAACCUUAAAAAUAUGAGUGAUGUGAAGGUCUAUGUUGACCUGGCUUCUAUAUCUGCUGGAGAGAACGACACAGAGAUCGACCAAGUGGCGUGUUUCCAUGAUGCAGUGAUGGGUUACGCCCCCCUGCUCUACUCGCUCUCCCCUCAAGCCGGAUUUAAGGAGUUCAUGAAAUGUGCCGGUCAGGUGUGGGAGACCCAAAAUAGAGAUGAGAAGCUACCGGAAAAAUUGAAAGAGUCUAGUCGAUUGCUGAACUGGCUGAAAGGACUGAAGGAGACCCACGGCUCUGUGGAGCAGUCCUCUCUCUCCCUGGCUUCAUCCAUUAAUGAUUAUGGAGUUUAUCACAUCGGAUGGUCCGAUGAAAACACAGAGAAGAGAUGUCUAGAAAACAUGGUGAAGGUGACAGUGAGACGGGGCAGAGAGGACAAGAGCUACAGACUUGAAGACCUGCUGGAGCUUCAGAACAAACUUAUGCUCAUGUCGUCCAAAGGGGAGCACGGCAGAGAACAAGUCAACAGGUUCACAGAGGUUUUCGAAGGAGUUCAGAGACUCGGCACUAUCCUUCUUCAGAUGCAAACAUCUGGUAACAUUCUCUUCAGGGAAUGGCAUGCUCAGGUCCAGUGCUGCCCAGAACUGCAACCGUGCAUCACAGUCACCUUCUGUCACCUGACCUCCCUGAUGGGUCACGAGAUGGUGUACAAUGGCAAGGUGAUGGAGCAGCUACAAAAGCUUGCUCACUCCAUGGACGAAUGUCAGAAAAAGUGGCGCUCCUUCAUCAGUGAAAUGCGCUCCAACUUCAACUUGCUGAACCACUACACCUCAGAGCAGAUGGUGUACCUGUGCCACUGGAUACACAAAGUGUGUCAAUGGCAGGCCUCAGUUCCUCAACAGUUAUGGCAUUUACUGUUUCCAAUAAAGCCCCAGUGCACUCUAGCCGAUAUCAGAGCCGCAUACACUAAUGCAGCAAGUAUAACUUCAAAGGACGAUGAAUUGGAAGAUGCUGAGUUUGAUGACGAAGAUCAGUAUAACGAACCUUCUGUGGACAUAAUCCCAGCUUCACGAGGACACAGUCAAGAGGACAUGAAAGAGGCUGAGAAUUUGAUUGAAUUUUCCUCAGAAGAUGAAGAAGAUGAAGCAGAGGGCUUAAGGAGGCACGAGGAGGACAGUCUUGAAAGCCUCUGGAAACGAUUCAUGGAGGACAUGCCACAGUACCUCACCGAGUACUUGGACAUCUCAACUCUGGCCCACUUCCUCUCGUGCCUUGCAGACAUGAACCAGCAACAUACGAUCAGGAACUUUCCAUCGAUUCUGCAGGAGGGAAAACCCAAUCUUGUGCUUUGUCCCAGUGCAGAAGUUUUCACGACCACCUUGUCGUUUUACAUGCAAAGUUCAAAGCAGCCUCUGCCAUCUGCUGAUGAGGUUCUAGUCUGCAGAGAGGAAACAUCAGAGGAGGAGGUGGAGAUCUUUCUCCGUCGAGUUCUCGGUCAAGGCUCUAGACAAAACUGGCAGAAGAUAUAUUCUCUUGUCAAUGCAGGGCUGCUUGGAUACGAUGUCAGUGUGGCGUUGGGAGAGCUCUUUGAGAGCCUUGAGAGAAGUGCCAACCCACAUUACCGUUUGGUAAUAGUCAGUCCGGUUGAGCACCAGCACAGAUAUGUGCCCUCUUUCUUCAGCAAUGACAAAGCACAGGCUGGUGUGAGUCUAACAGCAGAAACUGCCAGGAAAUAUCUACACCAACACUUCGCACAAAACCCGCACCCACAAAACCCUGUUGCAGUGGUUUCUCCACAUCAGCUUUCAGUGUGGAUGGUGUCAUCUGUACGCCCUGCAGUGGGGAAAUCCCUUUAUGUUGAUCGUUUGUUUGAGAAGUUCCAGCAGAGGUCUCCCAGUGCAAAACACAUAAGGAUCAGACUGAUUGAGCCAAGCGUUGAUAUUGACUCUUUGAUAAAGAGUCUAUCAAACAGACUGGCAUCCUUGAGAGAACAGGACCCUGUUCUCCUGCACAUUGACACCGCUGGAGUUCGUUCAGGUCUGGAGGAGCUGCUGUUCCACUUGUUGGUCCUGGGCUGUUUGAGCGACAGUCAUGGUUUUCUGUGGAGAAGAAAUGUAGCUCAUUUGAUAACAGUUGAGGUCCUGAGAACGUGCACAUCCCCUCAAAACCAGCCAAAGCAGACAAAGCUUGGACUUCUUGACAUUCUACCUACCAUCCAUUGUAAACCUCCAAGAGAGGUGCUGGCCAGUGGACAGCUGUUGACAAAACAGAUCAUUGAUCCACUCAUAGAUGAGCAGGAGUUUUGCAGUGAGGGGAUUCAAAGACCUUAUCAGUACUUAAAGCGCUACAGGAACAACCAGAAUCUGGAUCGUUUUAACUAUCAGGAAGGAUACCUGAUGGGGAAUCACACUGAUUGUCUCAAUCACUUUCUGCUAUAUUGUGGAAUGCAAGAUCCAUCUUGGGCGGAGCUGAAGAACUUCUCCUGGUUCCUCAAUGUGCAGUUGAAAGACUGUGAGAACUCAAUUUUCUGUGAUCCAGAAUUUCUGGCUGACCAGCUGCCUGGCUUCAAGGGCUUCAUUGUGAAGUUCAUGAUUCUGAUGGCAAGAGAUUUUGCAUCGCCAUCUCUGAACACAUCAGAUGAAAGUUCCAUGCUGCACAUUGAUAACAGUCUGGAGGAUGACCUACUUGCCCGUCUGACAAUUCGUAAGCACUGGGAAAAUGAGUCUCAUCCAUACAUUUUCUUCAAUGCGGAUCGGUUCUCAAUGUCUUUCCUUGGCUUCAACGUGAAGAGAGGUGGGAGGCGAAACACACUCAAUGCAGUUGAUCCUCACAGCCCUCGGAUCCUGAUAGAAGAUGUGAUGUCACAAGAACUUUUUCAAGGUUUGGAACGGAACAGGAUCUCUCUCAUUGAGGACUUUGAUCAGUUGGAACGGCCAGACAAAAUCAAAAGGAUAUCCUGCGUUGUUGGUGCAAAGAAAGGAAUCAUGGACAGAAAUUUUGAUCCAGACCCAACAUAUGAGCUCACUGCUGACAAUGUGAUGAAGAUGUUGGCCAUACACAUGAGGUUCCGGUGUGGAAUUCCAGUUGUCAUCAUGGGAGAGACUGGCUGUGGAAAAACACGAUUGGUCCGUUUCCUUUGUGAUCUGCAGAGGGACGAAAGACCAAUAGAGAACAUGGUACUUGUCAAGGUUCACGGUGGAACUACAGCAGAGAUGAUCUACAGAAAGGUGAGGGAGGCAGAGAUGCUCGCUGGGAGGAAUCGUACAAUGCACAAACUAGACACCAUUUUGUUCUUUGAUGAGGCCAACACCACAGAAGCCAUUUUUGCCAUCAAGGAAGUCCUGUGUGACCGAUCAGUGAAAGGGAAUCCUCUGAAGGCAGACAGUGGCUUGAAAAUAAUAGCUGCUUGCAAUCCUUACAGGAAGCACUCACCUGAGAUGGUGGAACGUUUGGAACGUGCGGGAUUAGGCUACAGAGUGAAGGCAGAUGAAACAGCAGACCGCCUUGGCAAAGUCCCUCUGAGGCAGCUGGUGUACAGAGUUCAUCCUCUGCCUCCAAGCAUGGCUUCCUUGGUGUGGGACUUUGGUCAGUUGAGUGAUUCAACUGAACUUUCCUACAUCAAACAGAUUGUCCAGAAGAAAAUUGGUGUCCAUCGUUUGCCAGUGACCUGCGAGAGCAUAAUUUCAAAUGUUCUGGCAGCCUCCCAGAGAUACAUGCGGACUCGAAAAGACGAGUGCAGUUUUGUUAGUCUCAGAGAUGUGGAGAGGUCUAUGAAAGUGCUAGUUUGGUUUUACCAGCAUAGCAAGGUCCUUUUCAACAACUGCUCUCAUCACAAUGAGUUUGAGAAAACACUGAAGUGCUUGAUUCUUGCAGUUGGAGUCUGCUACUACCCAUCUCUGGUGGCCAAAGAGGAGUACCUCUCUGAAAUUUGUAGGUUCUUUCCAGACCCAUUCGACUCUUCACAAGCAUUGCAGAAAGAGAUUUCAUCAUGUCAAGACUUCUUCCUUAAGAACAUACAGACAAGGGAGACCAUCGCAAAAAAUGUUGCCCUUAAAGAGAACGUGUUUCUUAUGGUGGUGUGCAUUGAGCUCAGGAUCCCACUCUUUCUGGUUGGCAAGCCAGGCAGUUCCAAGUCACUGGCUAAAACAGUGGUUGCUGAUGCCAUGCAGGGCCAGAACUCCCACUGUGAACUCUUCAAGGAACUCAAGCAAGUUCAUAUGGUCUCCUUCCAGUGCAGUCCUCACUCAAGUCCCGAGGGCAUCAUAGGGACAUUCAGGAACUGUGCCCGGUUUCAGAAGGACAAAAACAUGGACGAGUAUGUAUCAGUGGUGGUGCUUGAUGAGAUAGGACUAGCAGAAGAUUCUCCUCAGAUGCCCCUGAAGACUCUGCAUCCUCUCUUGGAGGAUGGUUGCAUUGACAAUGACAAGCCAGAUCCACACAUGAAGGUUGGCUUUGUUGGCAUCUCCAACUGGGCUCUUGACCCAGCGAAGAUGAACAGAGGAAUAUUUGUGUCCAGAUGGGAUCCAAGUGAGGAUGAACUUGUGGAAACUGCCAAGGGAAUUUGUUCAUCCUCCAACCAAAUUCUCCUGAAAAUCAAACACCUCUUCCCAUCUUUGGCGAAGGCCUUCUUGAGUAUCUGUGAUGAGACCUCAAAGAAUCAGUUCUUUGGUCUAAGGGAUUAUUACAGUUUAGUCAAAAUGAUUUUUGCCACGGUGAAAUCCUCACAGCAAGAGCCGGAUGAUGGACAGUUGGUAGAAGCCAUUUUGCGUAACUUCAGUGGACAGCCAGAGGGUUUUGACCCAGUCAUAUUUUUCCAAGAAGUUUGCCAAAACCUUGGGGAAAUCCCCAGACCAAGCACCUUGCAAAUGGUGAAAAAGAAUCUUGAUCAUGACACCAACCAGGAGAGCCGUUACCUCCUUUUGCUGACCACUAACAAUGCAGCUCUCCACAUCGUUCAGCAACAAAUCUUUGCCAAAGGAGACUAUCCACCCCCGGAAAUAGUCUUUGGUUCGGGAUUCCCAAAGGACCAGGAAUAUGCCCAAAUCUGCCGCAAUGUGAACCGGGUGAAAACGUGCAUGGAGACUGGGCGUACUGUCAUCCUCCUCAACAUGCAAAAUCUUUAUGAAAGCCUCUAUGACGCCUUGAACCAGUACUAUGUUUACCUCAGUAAGCAGCAAUACGUUGAUCUCGGUCUUGGCUCACACAGAGUCAAAUGUCGUGUCCAUACAAACUUCAGACUGGUGGUAGUGGAGGACCAGAAGAAGGUCUAUGAACACUUUCCGGUGCCCCUCAUCAACAGGCUUGAAAAACACAGGGUAGAUCGGAGCACAGACCUGGAACCAUGGCAACACAGGGUUCUCCACAAACUGAAGGAGUGGGUGAAGGAAUUCUUGGGUGAGGUCUCAAAGGAUUUCAAGCUGUCUGACAUUUUUGUGGGCUUUCAUGGUGAUGCCUGUGCAUGUGCUCUCUUGCAAGCACUAGAAAAGAGAGUGCAAGAAGUCGAAGACAGUGCUGUAAGACAGCAUCAACAGGAUGAAAAAGAUGAACCAAAGGGAAAACUUGAGUCAAAUUCUAACGAACAUGAAGAGGUAACUGUUAAGGAAGAUGACCAGCAGGGUGAUGCAAUGGACGUAGAGAUAGCUGGAAAAGAGCAAGAAAUUGUGUCAAUGGAAAAGAUUGAUGACGAAUCCACCGAGGUAUGUGAUGACGAGAACAAAGUGAUGUCUGAGGGCGAAGAAGAGAUGGAGACAGAAAUCGAUGUUGGGUCAGCUGGGGAAAAUGAGGAAAAACAAGUCUUUGAAUUAGCCAAAGUUCUCUUGUUGAACUGUGCCACCCCGGACGCUGUGGUGAGGCUGAAGUAUUCAGAAUUAGCAAACCAGGAGAAGGAGAAACUCCAAAGAUUGUACUUUGAGCAACAGCAUCACCACUCGCUCCGGGAUUUCCUGGAAGAUUGCCGGCACAAGCAACAGGACUCCAGCAAGUUUCUAGAGAUCACUACAUUCUCCAGCUUGUUGACCAGAUCAGAUGUCAAACUAAUAGCUCAUGCUCUGGGACUUCACACGGACAAGAUCCUCCUGCUUUCGCUCCACCAGUUUGACACUGAGGUCUCCUUCUGCAGCAAGAUACGGGGCUUCCUUCAAGAUGCUGGCCACUCUCUUCACAUUCUGUUAAUCCAGAUGGACCUUGAGGAAUCCCAGUGCAGUGAUGAGCUCAUAGCAUCAGCAAAAUACUGCACCAUGAAUUACCUGAUGUCACGUGAUGAACAGACGUGUUGGGUGAUUUUCAUUGUGAAGGUUUCCAGGAUCCCAAGUCAGUCACAGUACAUUGGUUUCCAAGGAGGAGUCUGGAACUCGGUGCAUAUUGACGACCUGAGAGACUCAGAGGACAUGAGCCUGAAUUUGUUGGUUUUCUGUGGAACUCUCAUCAGCAACCUACUCAACCCUGCACUGUCAGAAAACCACAAAGACAGAGAAACAGCGGGGGAAAGAGAAGACUCUGAAGUAGACAGAAAUGUGAGUUUGAAGGCAGACAGAGCCCACCUCCAAAGCCCAUCUUUAGUGAGGUCAUGCAUCCAAAAAGCAGUGGGUUUGCUGAGGGACCCUGACGACAUGACAUCACGAAGCAUGCAGCGGAUGCAAAUCCUCCUGACUCUUCUGGGAACUAGUCAAAAUCGUCUAGGAGCUCACUUUCAGAAGGUGUUGUUGAGUAGACUGGCCGAGGCUUUGGCACAGAGAGAAGAGAUGAUGGGCUCUCCUAAGGAGUGGGUGAGCAUAGAAGCCAAGAAACGCCAGGCUCUACAAGAGGGGGGAACUCUGAGACACACCCUGUGGCGCUGUCUUCAGUCCACUGUGACUCCGAUCUUGGUCAGCAUGUUGGAAGUUAUGGACAGGUAUGCCAAUCUGGACCAGCUCUCUGAUGACAGGCUCAGCCAGGGCCUGAUUACUCUGUGGUUGGACAUCCUGGCAGAUUCACAGAUUUUACCACUAACACCUCCCCAAAACCAAAGUGGGUCAGAUCAGGAGGUGCUUGUGCAGCACUACUUCAUGUUGGACGAUGAAGAACAAGCCAGUGCAGCUCCAUUCAGCUGGCUCAUCAAAAUGCACCUUGAAAGUGUGUGGGAAGAAUCUGAAUUUAUGCCAGUAACGAAAGACGGAAGCACAGAGAGGAUUCUCCAGUUUGUGAGCGCCUUCAACAACAGCAGGCUGGACAGCCACUUGCAGAGACUCUCAGACGGAGAGCGAUUGGAGUAUGGCCACCACUAUCUCCAAGACUUUCUGCUGCUUUCUUUCAAGAUCAAGUCAAAGGAUGAACUAAGGGUGCUCACCAAGGCCAUGCUGGGCUGCGUGUCUGAGCUUCAGAGGUCCAUGGGCGCAGACCCUGAUCUCUCUCCUGCUUGGAUAAUGGCUGCUGCCAAACAUUUUGCACCCAGACUGGACACUCUCUGCCACAUAUUUCUGCUGCAGCCCCAGCUGGCUGCUGAUGUCUUUCGGCAGGGGUCAAAGAGGGAGCCCCUGGAAAUGGUGGAGGACAUUUUAGCUCUUGGUAUCUGUGUCGAGGAGACCAAACUCCUGACUGUGACUUCCCUGCGAGAGUGUGAGUCAUUUGUGAGCAGAGUGGAGUUUCUGCAGCCGUGUCUUGACAGAGCGUUUGGUCAGAAAUACAGAGCUCUGUGUAGCACUGGCUGUCUGCAACAUCUGGACUCCAUCAGGUCACUGUGGCAUGGGAUGCUAGUCGUUGCAUCUUUCAUUCAGCACAUCAUUUUUAAAGUUGAAGAGAAUGACUCUAAAAUGAGAGAUCUGGCUUUGCAACACUGCAACCUUCACCUGAACCUGAUGCAGGAGUCGCCUGAUGUACGGAGCGUGGACACACUGCAGAAGCUGAUCCGCAUCCUGAAUUCUUACCACAAGGAGUGUAUCAGCAGAGAGCUUAGGUUUGGCCUUUCUUGCCCAGUUUGCCUGUUGGAGCUCACACAGCCGUCCGUCCUCCCCUGCCAGCACAUCCUCUGUCUGCCGUGUCUGCAGGGCUGCAUUCAGAGGCAUUUGUGUCCCACAUGCAGGGCAGACCUGCCACAAAACUUUAAGCCGUCUGUUUCUCAAACCAUUGAGGCAGCUCUUCAGCAGCAAGCGGACGUCAGGAGCUGUUGUAACUCCUUCUUCCUGGAGGUGGUGUCCAGGUUCUGUCUGUUAGAGGGGCAAAGACCAAAAGAGGAAUUGGUGGAGCUGCUCUUCUCCCUACUGGUCUCUGCUAAUGGAGAUGUGUACAGGACCAGAGAGCUCACUCCGUUCCUGGAGUGUGUUGACAACAGUCCGGUGGUUCGAUCUGUGCUGCCAAAACUCCUGCUGCAAUACAGUUUUGAGCAGGCAAAGGCUCACAUUCAGAACUACCUCAAGAAUCUGAAGGAGAACCUUCUAGAUAAAGAAGACCACACUGAACUCUACCUGCUGUUUGUCAACUGUUUCCAGGACUCUCUGUUGUGCUCCGAAGCGAGAGAAGGGGAGCAGACUAGAGAGGAGCAGCGGCAGGCAGAAAUCGGAUUCCUGAGCAGGAUCGCCAGGAAACAGACUCCAGACAGACAAGUAGACCCAGCAGAGUUCCUGCUCAACACAGCCAGGCUGAGGAUAUGUCUGACCACGGCUGCACGGCUGCUGGAGAGAGCUGCUCAGGGAAAUACUGGCAGACACGGAGAGGUGGAGGCUGAUCAGUACCUGCAGCAGGUGAGGGCGGUGUGUGAGUACUCUGGUAACGACUGGUACAGGGUGUACCUGCUGCGAGCCCUCCACAGAGUCUCCGGUGUGGACUGCAUACUGUCCCUGAUGAACAUCCCCACCUGGAGAUGGGUCUUCCCAGCAGACCUCCUUCGACUGCAGAGGAUGACUCCGACCAAGAUGGACCAGUUCCUCUGCUGUGGGACGUCUUACCGAGCUCUGAGAGACGCCAUGGUCCAGUUUCUGCUGGAAAAAAAGAACAACCUCUUGACAGAAGUGCAGAAGCUGAACGGUUCUCAGAUCAGCCUCCUGGCUCUGGCCCUGUUCAGACAGAUCACCUGCCGCUACAAAUCACCUGAUGUCAACGUACAUCCCUCCCGACAGGAGAAGGAAAUGCUGGCAGGGUUCCUGAAAAACAUCAAAGUAAAGGAGUUCAGAGAGUUCUGCACGUCACUCCUGUCAAAUCAGAUUGGCGGGCCGCGCUCAAGUCUUUACGUGGAUCCGGGUCUGACUCCUCAGAGACAAACCCUCCUGGAGCUGCUGGUCCAUCUGAAGUCUGUGCUCCUCAGUGGAAAUACUCUACUGCUUCCUCUCCACCAGAUAGCCUUCCAGCCUCAAAAUGUGACACACUACUUCCUGCCAACCAUGCCUGAUGAUCACACAAAUGAAGCCAGACAGUGGCUGUCUGGAGAGAGGAGAUUACACCAGUACUACUGUGUCAACGGACAUCCCAUCUUUGUGGGAGAGUGUGGUAGACCAGUGGUCAAAUCAAGAUGUCCGGACUGUGGAGCUCCAAUUGGUGGGGAAAACCACAGACCGGUUGCUGGCUUUACUUCACAAAGAGUCCAGAGAGAUCAAACCUGGACGGGUCACAUAUUGGGAGAUGCUCGUCAGAGGUCUGAAGCCCCCGAAAGACAGAUGACGUUUGUUCAGUCCUGCGUCCUGCGGCUGCUUACACACCUGGCCAUGCUUCAAGGCGCCAUCGGAAACGACAGAGGAGUCAGUGACAUGAUCCACCCCAGGCCGUCUGAUGUUUUCAACUUCCUGUGGAAACACCUUGAAGAGGACAUGAAAGUUUUAGGGAAGACGCUGGAUCAGAACAUGGACGACACAGCAGUUACAGUUCAUUUGAUUCUCAACACCUGCACAGAAUUCAUUACAGUUUCACGCGGCGCCGGAGCUGAUCUGUCCUCCAGUCAAGGAAGGAAACAGUGGGAGAAGCUCGUCUGUGAUUCUUCCAUCAAUCCGAUAGUUCGAAGACACAAAGACAUUUUGGCCGAAGCUCAGGACAGAAUCGCUGCUGAUGAUGGACUUGCCGGAAGCCCCCUGAUGACUCUCGUCUUCAGGGAUCCUGCACCCAUGUUGUCGCUCCCCUCUGACUGCCCGACGCAUCGCUCCUCCUUCUGGACUCUUCCCGAGAUAAUGACGGUGGAGCGCUUCUCUCAGUUGGUGGGAGAAGCACAGGAAAACAGCUCUUUGUCCCUGCUGGACUUGUUUCUCAAAAAGAUUCACUGUGUGAGGCAGUUACAUCACCUGCCGGAGCUGGCGGCUCUACAGUCAGACCUGCUGAGGGUGUUUCCUCUGGCGUCAGACUCCACAUCUCAGACCAUUGCACAGAUGUUACAGCGGAUACCAGCGGGAUAUCAGAAGAAGAUGCUGGUUGAGAGAGUGGAGACAUUCAUCAAGGUGUGGAACUGCCUCAGAGCAGAGGUGGCAAACAACUCAGCAGAUUUGGGUGAGAGAGAGGUGACAACCGAGAGCACCGGGGAGUUUCUGAUACCCUGCCGACGCGGACCGGGGUCGUGUCUCCGAACUUUGGUGGACUUCCUGUCGGAGACUCACAACAGCCUGGUGAAAGAGGCGGGGAAAGUGAGCCUCCAGGAGGACAGUGAGUACAGUGUUCCUUUGGAGAGGAUAUCAGAAACCCAGCUGACUCAGUGCCACCCAGAAAGAGAGCUGCUACCUCUGGUUUUAGCCCACUGCCACUACACCUUGAAGAAAGGCGGGGAGACCGAAGGGACCUACGAUCUUCCAGGAAUCCAAACCCAAUUUGCCCGUCGAUUCCUGGCUGGAAAACCACUUAUCCAAGCGGACACCUCGAGGUACUUGAACAGACAUCUUAAGGAUUUCUCUGUGGUUCUAAAUGAGGUCAGAGGAAAGAUUCAUCAGGAACCGCUGAAGGGUUCGGUGACCAGUACCAUGAGGACAGUGCUGCGUUCAUACACGGACGUUUGUGACGCCGUGCAUGUGGUGGAGAUCGGCCUACGCUUCAUUGGCAAGACAGGCGGGGAUCCUCAAGGUCAACUCUUGUCCUACCUCACUAAUUCUCUGCAGAUGGGCCCGCAGAUUUCCAGCACUGUAGCCAAGGGUCUUGCAGAGAGCAAACUGGAACACAGUAUAUCCACCUGGCAGCUCCUUACUUGUUGGAAAUCUGAGCUUAUGCUGACAAGACAGCAAGACCCGUUUCAGAGACUGCCCUCGGAGUUCCAGCAGAAGCUGUCAGAGGAAGAAAAGAAAGGGCUGAAGGUCUUCCUCAGUGCCACAGAUGUUGACACUUUCUCUUUGGAGCUGCAUGAAAUUCUGCUGCUGAAGACGAGCAACUCCGUGCUAGAAGACCGUUACCAACCUCAGUGGGACAUCAGGUCCACCGUAGAGAUCCAUUUGGACCAGAAAAACCUUCCACCUCUGCUGGAGCUCGAGUCUCUAUCAGAGGAGAUCACACUGGAGAAGGGAGCUGACGUGUGGAAGGUGGCUGUGGAGUUUAAAAGAAGAUAAAUUUGUGCAGAGAGCUGAUUUAUAUCUGAUAUUUUUUUCUUUUAUGUAACUUUGUGUUAUUAUUGGUGUUUCUAUUUGGAUAUCUUGAUCAUGAUUGACUGUCUCUAAUUAAUCAUUCCAUAUUUUACGACAUGUUCUGAUUAAAUGUGAUGUAAAUACUGUAAAUGUUUAAAGAAAGAGCUCUAACUGAGAAAGAAAAUGAUUGGCUUGUGAAAUAAAUAAAUCUGAAGCGGGCCUGUAUUAUACAAUCAGAAAUGGAUGUGACAGGGAACAAUUAAUAAAUCAACUAUGAAUGAACUGGAACUAUUUUUGUCCCCCUUGUGGAAGCAUUUUCCAACACUUAUAAAUCAAAUUCAUCACAUAAGGCUCCAGUAGAGUUUGUGCUGUAUUUUAGUGCAUCCAGGUAGGAUUUUAAGUAGAACAUGAAGACAAUAAGGUUGCAUUUCUGUUUUGAAAAUUUGCUGUUGUGUAUUUUGAAUUUUACUAACAAAUUUUCUUGACACUUCAUCAGCAAAAAUGCCCACUUUGUGUUAUUAUUGAUGUUUCUAUUUGGAUAUCUGGAUUAUGAUUGACUGUCUAUGAUUAAUCAUUCCAUUUUUUAUAGGACAUGUUCUGAUUAAAUGUGCCUUUCUGUGAUGUAAACACUGUAAAUGUUUAAAUUAUGACUUGCCUUACAGUAUCUAUUAGAGCUCUAACUGAGAGAGAAAAUUAUGAAGGAGGCUUAUUUUAUACAAUCAGAAAUGGAUCUGUCAAGGAACGAUUAAUAAAUCAACUGUGAAUGAACUGGAA
Messenger RNA from Thunnus maccoyii (southern bluefin tuna), 16321 nucleotides. It is a transcript of the gene rnf213b, whose product is annotated as ring finger protein 213b. Gene Ontology annotation, molecular function: ATP hydrolysis activity; ubiquitin-protein transferase activity. Gene Ontology annotation, biological process: negative regulation of non-canonical Wnt signaling pathway; sprouting angiogenesis; ubiquitin-dependent protein catabolic process. The coding region runs from base 131 to 15532 and encodes 5133 amino acids. The record is from RefSeq and is a predicted model, not a curated record. Gene Ontology annotation, cellular component: membrane; cytosol; nucleolus. NCBI's taxonomy places the organism in Eukaryota, Metazoa, Chordata, Actinopteri, Scombriformes, Scombridae. The transcript has 66 exons.